AUGAAAUUGCUCCUGAUCAGCCUUGUCCAGUUGCUUUGGAUUUCGCUGGUUUCUUGCGUUGGAUGGAAGCUGGACGACUCGAUCGUGGGUGAGGACUACUUCAACAAGUUCAAUUUUUAUGCUGGUCCUGAUGGUGCAGAAAACAUGACGCAUGGAAUGGUCCAGUAUGUGGAUAUGCCCAAUGCCAAACGUCUGAAUCUCUCGUACGCCAACGGCGAUAGUUUUGUGAUGCGUGUGGAUACUACAAUGAAGCAGCCGAAUGGAAGACCAAGCGUUCGUCUGCACUCAAAAAAGACGUACGAAGACUCAGUGAUUGUGUUGCAAGUGGCGCAUGUUCCGACGGGCUGCGCGGUUUGGCCGGCAUUUUGGACGGUUACGGAGAACAGGCCCCUCUGGCCCAAGGGUGGUGAAAUUGAUAUGCUAGAAAAUGCUAAUGACCAGUACCCAUACAACCUUGCUGCAGUCCACGUCAACACGUCCUGUGCUGUGACGAACCCGGAACAAACGGGCACCACGGUGUUUGAUCAGUGCAAUGCUUACGCCAAUGAUAGCUCAGGAUGCCGUAUUGCUAUGAAUGGCACCGACGCAGGUGCAACGUGGGGACAUAAGUUGAAUGAAAAGGGUGGUGGCACCGUGGCGAUGCAGCGCGACUUCAGCGAAGGAGGCAAGGGUAUCCGAAUGUGGUUCUGGGAAAACUGUAUGGAGCCUUCUGAGUUGAAAAAGCCAGGAGAAUCAGUGGAUCCUGACAGUUGGGGUACGCCGGCGGCAGACUUUGGUCUUACGCAGUGCGCAGACCAAUUUGACAACCACAAUAUUAUUUUCGAUAUUACAUUGUGCGGUGACUGGGCUGAAGAGACUUACACUGAAACCUCUUGCCCUUCGAACUACAAGUCUUGCGGCUACCAAGUUGGUAAUCUCGGAAACACUUUCGAGAACGCAUUUUGGGAUGUCAAGGGAUUGUACAUUUACACGCCCGAUGCUAGUGGCUCUUCAUCGAGCAAAUCUAAGCGCAGCUCGAAAGACGACAAAACAUGUGCCAUCAAAAACAUGCCUUCUAGUGCCAUGAGUCACAGCCCGAGCGCCUUGUUGCUUUUGGUUACACUUUUCUUCAGUAUAUUCCUAUAG
This is a messenger RNA of Malassezia restricta, 1125 nucleotides long. Its product is annotated as glycoside hydrolase family 16 protein. Gene Ontology annotation, biological process: glucan catabolic process. The record is from RefSeq and is a predicted model, not a curated record. Lineage: Eukaryota; Fungi; Basidiomycota; Malasseziomycetes; Malasseziales; Malasseziaceae. The transcript has a single exon. The coding region runs from base 1 to 1125 and encodes 374 amino acids.